AUGUCUCGGAGCCGGACUGACCCAAAGGCAACUGCAGUGGCGGAGUUGGGGCCAAAACUGUCAGCUCCGGGUCUAGCAAAGGAUGCGCUCUUGAAGACUUUGAAGCAAGGCUCGGGCCUCCUUGCUGAGCUCGGCCCAGUAGCAUCACCCAGCGUAAAGAACACGAUUAAGCCCUUCGUAGAGGCACUUGGACAGCAGUCAAUCGUUCGUCACAAGGACAAGGAUGUCAAGCUGCUGGCAGCGUCAUGCAUCAGCGAAGUGCUCAGGCUGUGCGCCCCCGACGCUCCAUAUGAGGACCCGACCCUCAAGGACAUCUUCCGGCUCUUUACCUCCGUCUUCGAAGGGCUCAACGAAGUCACGGGGUCGUCCUACCUCAAGCGCGUCGCGGUCCUGGAGAGCCUCGCCAAAGUCAAGUCGUGUGUCAUGAUACUGGACCUAGACGAUGAGGAGCUGGUGCUCAGGUUCAUGGAGACUCUGUUCGACGUCAUCCAUAUCGACCAAGCGAGGAAUGUGCGCAUGGCUAUCUUGGAGGUGCUGGCGAUCCUGAUUGACGAGAGCGAAGACGUCACGCAGCCCUUUCUGGACCUCAUACUCUCGUACCUGUUCUCUCCCAAAAAGAACGACAACCCCGCAGCCGCGCAGCUGGCGCAGGCGCUCCUGAAGCGCGAGGUGGAGGUGCUGCGCAACCCGCUCCAACAGUUCCUGCUCUCGGUGAUGCUUAAGGGCAAGUCGCAGAGCGAGCUUAAGAAGGACUACCAUGACAUCAUCUAUGAGGUGUACCGCGCCGCGCCGCAGCUGCUGAUGACGGUGCUGCCAAACCUGGAGGGGGAGCUGCAGGUAGACCAAGUCGAGACCCGGCUGAAAGCGAUCGACUUGCUCGGCAAGAUCUUCUGCAUCCCGGGCGAUCAGGCGGCCACCGAGUACCGCCCGCUCUACAACGAGUUCGUCCUCCGCUUUAACGACAAAGCCGUCGAAGUACGCGCCAAGAUGGUGCAGUGGGCCCAGCAGUUCCUGCCGUCGGCGCCGGACGCGCAGGCGAAAGAGAUCUCAGACAACUUACUGCAGCGGCUGAAAGACUACGACGAUAAGAUCCGGUCCCAGGCCGCUGUGGCGGCCUGCGAGGUGGCGAGCGUCAACCCGGACGCAGUCUCGGCGGAGCUGCUCAUGGCUGCCGCCGACCGGAUGCGAGACAAGAAGGUAUUUGUCCGGAAGGACGCCCUCAAAGCGUUCACCCAGCUGUACAGCAAACAGGUCACGUGGGUGACGCAAGGGCAGAGCGUCGACGACAGCAAGUUCGCGUGGAUUCCGGCCCGGCUAGUCCGCCUUGUAUACGAUAAGGACAUCAAAUAUCAACACAUUCAGAACGUCUUUGAGGAGGAGCUUUUCCCCGUGAAAACGCCGGUCGAGCAAAGAGCCCGGCACUGGGUGUCCAUGUUUAGCACGGUGGACGAUGUCGAAAGGAAAGGACUGGGAUUCAUUAUGACUCUGAAACAAAGGGCGCAGCAGGAGAUGCGUACGUACCUUGAAGUCAGGCAGCUGCUCAAGGAGAACCCCACCGAUAAAGAAACCCAAGACCGCAAGACUGCAGCGUUCCGGUCGCUGUCGACCAACUUUGUGGACCCCAACAAGGCCAUGGAGCACCUGGCCAAGCUGGACCAACUGAAAGACAACGCUAUCUUCAAGGGCCUGGCGCAGCUACUGGACGUCGGGGUCUCCAUGGUGGCGGCCAAGAAAGCGCAGGAGGACGUGCUGAAGCGGCUCGGUCAGAAGCACGCGCAGCACGACUUCCUCAAGGCGCUCGCGCAGAAGGUGUCGUACACUCUCAUCAGCAAGGAUUUGGUGACCGCCAUCUUGGGCCUGCUCUCGGAGCGUGGGGGCCUGGGACCCAGCCUCAUGAAAGCAGCGGUGGACCUUCUAGCCGCGAUUGCGUCCCACUUCCCGCACCUCCUGGCUGACUCGGUGGACACGAUGCUGGCGCUACUAGAAGAGGAGAGCGACGUGCUGAAAGACGCGGGGACGCAGCUGCUGGCCAAAGUGGGGACCCAGCUCAAGAACAGCGGGGGAGAAGCGAGUCAAAUCUGGUCCCAUUUGGAGCGGCUGUGCUUGGCCGGCACGCGCAACCAAGCCAAGAACGCCAUGCUGGCCCUUCUGAGUCUAUCUAGAGACGACGCCGGUACUGAGCCCCUCUCCGAGCUAUACGAGCAAUUAUACACGGCGCUCGUUGACUGCGACAACCUGCCCGCCGUCAUCCAGUCCCUGGGCUGCAUCGCCCAGCAUCGGGUAGAGCUCUUCGAAAAGCGGGAGGAUGACAUCAUUCGGUUCGUCAUCCGGAACCUGAUGAAGAGGCCUAGCGACGUCGAGGACGACCAAGAGUGGGACGCGCCCAGUUUGGCUUGCUUGCUACAGACGUACAGCCUGAAGAUGCUGGUCAAGAGCUUCUUGCAACCAGACUCCACCGGUGGCGCACGGACUACGAAACUGAAGGGGCUUCUAAACCUCCUGUCGAAGCUGAUCUCAGGGAACGGCCAGCUGACACCUGGCAUCGAGUUCACCGAGGUCGACAAAGCCCACGUCCGGCUGGCGGCGGCAAAGGGGAUCGUCAGGAUCUCACGCUACCAUCAUCUGCAAGUGGUACCGGACCUGACAGAGAAGACGAGCCUGGUCGUUCAGGACCACGCCGUUGAGGUUCGGCGAGACUUUCUGGACAAGGUGCACCGAAGGCUGGUGGAGAAGAAGUUGCUCACCAAGUGGGCGGUCGUGCUGUCCCUGGCGACGGUGGACGACGAUCGGGAGGUGGCGAGCAACGCCCGUCGAUACCUGGGCGAGUUCGUGGAGGUCAAGCGGCGCGAGGGCCACGCAAAGCUGGCGGCCGCCGACGAGUCUCGGUUCAAUCCGGAGCAGCCCGCGAACCUGCUGGCGUUCCACCCGGAGCCGCUGCUCAUGUACCUGCUGCACCUGCUCGCGCAUCACCCGGACUUCCCGGCCGAGGAGGACGCGGGAGACGCGAGCGCGUACGAGAUUUUCCAAAAGAUCCUGGUAUUCACGCUGAAGGCGCUGACGCACUCGGACGCGGAGUCGCGGUCGGAGGCGAGCAAGGAGGAGAACGACAACCUGCCGGCGCUGUUUGCGAUCCUGCGUCACAUCAAGGCCGCACAGGACGCAGUGGAACCCGACAUGAGCGAGAGGCUGUACGUGCUGGCCGACCUGUCAUUGGCGAUCCUGAAGGAGCUGACGAGCAAGAAGCUGUGGAACAGCGGGGCGUAUCCCGGGAAGGUCAUCCUGCCGACCGCCUACUACAAGCUUCCGGAAAGCGAGGCCGGGACUUCGGAGAACGAGGUCGUCAAAACAAAGGCGGAUGGCAGUCACUUGCCAACGUGCCUACAAAACGUCGAGCUGACGAAAGUGGCCAAGACGCCCCGGGCACACAAGGCGGCGAACGGAGGGCUGGGGAGCCCCACAGCGAAGGUCGGCAGCGCUUCCAAGGGAGAGGGCGGCGCACUCGCGCUCACCGGGCGGAAGCGCAAGGCGAGCCAGAAGAAGCUGGCGCAAGCGAGCGAAGACGAGGAAGAGAGCGAGGAGGACGAAGAGCCUCCUAAUCCAAAGACGCCCAAAACAAUGGGGAAGGCCAAAGCUGGAGCAUUGACGAUUCCGAAAGCAACGCCGAAGCCCCUUGCCGUGGCGAGCCCCGCUUGGCGAGACGAGGAAGUGAACGGGGCAGAUUCGCAGGCCGUGGGGAAGAGGAUUCGCGUGUGGUGGCCGGAGGACAAGUGCUAUUACCUGGGUGACGUCACGAGCUUCAAUCCGAAGAAGGGCAGCCACAGGAUUCUAUACGACGACGGCGACCGCGAGGAGCUGAACCUGGCGCAGCAGCGGUGGGACUUUGUGGACGAUUCCGGGAACCUGCGCGACUCCGAGGAGGACCGCGCGCGCAAGUUGGGCGUGCGCGCGCUCACGGCGCCCGCCACCCCGAGCCGGCGCGGCCGCAAGUCGCCCGGGAAGAAGCGCCCCGCGAAGAAGACCCCGAAAGCCGACGCAAAGGCGGAGGAACUAGAGGAGGGGGGAAAUGAGGAGACGGGAGAAGAGCCGGCGAAGAACAAGGAAGAGCCGAAGAAGAAAGCUGCGCGCGGGAAAAAGGGGAAGGCUGAGACGGAGGUCGAAGCGGCGGAGGUGGGGGCGAGUCCGGAGAAGAAGAAGAGAGGGAAGCAAAAGGAAGAGGAGGAUGCGGAGGUGAAAGAAGAUGAGACGAUAGAGGAAGCCCCCGAGGCCGAAGAGGAGGAAGAAGAGACGCCGAAAGCGAAGCGAGGGAAGGGCCGGAAGCGGGCGGGCGCAAGUCCCCGGGCGAAAGGCGGCAGGAGUCGCAAGAAGGCCGACGCGCCGGCGGUGUCAAGUGAGGUCGCCGUUACCCCCCCGGAGGAGGCGGCGCCGGAGGGGGAGCCCUCUGGGGGGGUGGCUGUGCCUGAGAAGAAGGGGGGGCGCGUGGGAAAGGCGGCGAGUCCCAAGGGGAGGAAGCCCGCGCGGGGGGGGAAGAGGCAGAGCGCAAAAGAGGCAAAGGCGGUGAAGCAAGUGAAGGCCGCGAUCACGGAGAAGGAUGAGGAAGAGGCGGAGGAGAAACUAGAGGUGGAGGAAGUGGGGGACGAGCGGGAGGCGAAGCGGAGAAAGGGGAUCACCGCAGUCGACAGCGAAUCUCAAGAGCCGAGCCAGAUUGCCGCCGCCGAGGGGGCCCCUCCCGAAACGACCAAAACUGAAACGCCUCCUACGAUUGCCGCCGCAAGCCCGUCGGAGGGGGGUUCGCGCGGCAGGAAGCCCAAGGGGGGGACCAAGAGGGCCGCUCCGAGGGGGGGUGCCAAGAGCAAAGCGGCCGAGUCGGUCGAGCCCCCCCCAAAAGCAACAGUGAGUAGCCCGGCGUUUGAUUGGAACGAGACACAGGACGAAAAGGAAGGGGAAGGGGGGGCUACGAAGAAGGAUGCAGAAGGGAAUGCUAACGAGUCCAAGCCCACGCACGGGGAGGCGGUUUCGGGAGAGGUAGAGGGGACUGGCGAUGGAGAACAAGGCGGAAAGGCGGAGGCGGCGGGGGAAGUGCCGGACCAGAACGAGGAUGGGGAGGAAGACGAAGACACGAGACCGACGACGACAGUGCGAAGCCGCAAAAGACGAGUACGAUGAUAUGAAGACACAUCAGACAGAGACCAGCGCAAAUGGAUCUGACGAGGAGUGUUGGGGACAAGGUCAAAGGUCAUAUUCCCAAGAAUUGCAAUUUUUAGCCUUGUUUUCUACACAUGCCUUUCCUAUGUGAUCCCUCUUGCACGUAAAGUUGGAUUCCUCUCAGAGCUACGAUGGACUUUCAAGGUUCAGGGGCCAGAAACAGUAGCGCAAAUCGUAGUUUCUUAUAUAGCUCCGGUACUUGAUGGUCCAAAAGCGUGAGUAAAUAAAGGUCAGGAGAGCGUUCUUCUCAUGCAUGGGCCCUAUGUAUGUCUCCAGGUAAAGUGACAAGUUUGACUCAACAUACGGUUGCCAUUUCAUUGCUUCAUGGAACUUGACUGCC
Molecule: messenger RNA, 5542 nt
Organism: Klebsormidium nitens
Lineage: Eukaryota; Viridiplantae; Streptophyta; Klebsormidiophyceae; Klebsormidiales; Klebsormidiaceae
Source: the annotation of a GenBank genome assembly